ACUCUAAUCCACCUCCCCUGCUCUCCGCCGCUGUGCCACCGCUCAAAGAGCGCUCUAAUCUCAAGAGAGGAAAAGUCUAAUAAAAGGGAGAACAUUGAGAAGCUUCAGAUGAAUCAAUGGCGGAAGAAAACCCUAGGGCAAAGCCUGAACAUGGCGGGCGUCGCAUCAUUUCUGAGCGUCGCAACAAGAAAGCCACACCUUGCUCUACCCCAUCUAUCCGUUCCCGAUUUCCGCUGGAUCGAUUGGUCUGAGCUCGAGCGACUAGGGUUUCGCGGCGUCGUCUUCGACAAAGACAAUACCCUUACUGCUCCUUACUCUCUCUCCCUGUGGCCUGCGCUUUCCGGAUCAUUCGCUCGAUGCCAGACCGUUUUUCCGGGAAAAGUUGCGAUUUUCAGCAACUCUGCGGGUUUGUGUCAAUAUGAUCCUGAUGACUCUGAAGCAAGGACUCUUGAGGAAUCGAUAGGAGGAAUUCAUGUUAUAAGGCAUGAAUUGAAGAAACCAGCUGGAACAGCUGAAGACAUAGAAAAGUACUUUGGCUGUCCAGCCUCAGAUCUAAUCAUGGUGGGUGAUAGAUAUUUCACUGAUGUUGUUUAUGGAAACAGAAAUGGCUUUCUCACCAUCUUGACAGAUCCUUUAAAUCUUUCCUUAGAGCCCUUCAUUGUGAAGCAGGUGAGGAAGCUGGAGGGCUAUAUUGUGAAGUAUUGGUAUGGUAAAGGUGUAAAAGCUGCAAAACAUAUUUUACUUCCUGAUGUCCAUCAUUGUGUGAAGGCUUCACCCUCAUAAUUGUUCCAGGCUUUAUUAAGGUGAAGGCCAUAUAUUAAUAUUAUUGAGAGUUUACUCAUGCAAAUGAAUAUAUAUUAUGCUGACAAGUGUAUUUAGUAGCGGAAUGAUGGAGCAUGG
Messenger RNA from Phalaenopsis equestris, 900 nucleotides. RefSeq lists its product as uncharacterized. Bases 109 to 783 code for a protein of 224 amino acids. The transcript is spliced from 5 exons. Lineage: Eukaryota; Viridiplantae; Streptophyta; Magnoliopsida; Asparagales; Orchidaceae. Gene Ontology annotation, molecular function: phosphatidylglycerophosphatase activity. The record is from RefSeq and is a predicted model, not a curated record.